AUGGCCGUCAUCGAACUAGUCUUCCCUAAGCUGAAGAAGGAUCCGGAGUUGAUCAAACAAGCACUGUCGAAGGUCCCCGGGCUAGCUCGCGCUGCCUUCAAGGAGGCAGGUGUUCAGCGAGGACUGAGGGGAUUCAUCGAUUCAGAAAACGGCAAAGAUGUCACGUCCGAACUUAGGGAACUCGUGAUCCUUGAAUGGUUAAGCGCAUCCGAUUUCACCACGUUUAUCGAAUCUUCAGCGUUCGUCAGUUACAUGGAACACAUGAAACCCUAUGCAGAUGGUCCACCAGAGCUGGACCUCUUUGAGACAAACAUUGGAUCGCCUCUCUUUGGACCCCGGGAGUUCUUGGAGAUCAUACUGGUCCGUCCUAAGAACGUGACGAGCCUCGAGGAUGUGGAGACUAUAUUGAAGAAAGUCAAGUCGAGCCUAGAGGAGGCCAAUGACUCCGAGACUAUCUACGGAGCUUCGGUGAACCUCUCCGAGCAAGUGGCCACCAUCAUCAGAACAUUCGCAAGCAGAGAGGAACGCGAAGCAGCGAAGAACUCACAGCAAGAGCUUUUGAGUGAGAUAGGCAAGCUGGCGGUCGUGACUCGGUUGAAUGCUGAGGUCAAGCAGUUGCCCAUUUGA
Molecule: messenger RNA, 627 nt
Organism: Annulohypoxylon maeteangense
Lineage: Eukaryota; Fungi; Ascomycota; Sordariomycetes; Xylariales; Hypoxylaceae
Exons: 3
Coding region: 1-627 (208 amino acids)
Source: RefSeq, a predicted model, not a curated record